Talaromyces proteolyticus is the source of this 943-nucleotide messenger RNA. RefSeq names its product Pyruvate/Phosphoenolpyruvate kinase. The transcript is spliced from 3 exons. Bases 101 to 892 code for a protein of 263 amino acids. Gene Ontology annotation, molecular function: aldehyde-lyase activity. The record is from RefSeq and is a predicted model, not a curated record. Gene Ontology annotation, cellular component: cytoplasm. Lineage: Eukaryota; Fungi; Ascomycota; Eurotiomycetes; Eurotiales; Trichocomaceae.
UACACAGAUAGUCAUCCAGUCAUCAAUACUAGACUUGCUGGUACACCGGUUUCUUCUCAGUGCUUCUUGGGAGAGCUUCAGCAGUCUCUAAUCGACAACAAUGCUUCAAAACAAUCUUCUCCAGAAGGUAUCUGAGAACCAUAUCUGUAAGGCAUUCGGUAUUAAAGUCGUCAAAAGCAAUGAGGUCAUUCUUCUAGCGAAAGCCGCUGGAUAUGACGCCGUCUUUAUUGACCUCGAGCAUUCAGUUCUUUCUACCCAAGAUGCAAGUAUAUUAUGCUCCUCGGCACUAUUAUCGAAGAUUACACCGUUUGUACGUGUGCCAUACCAGUGCGGCCAGGGAUUUGUGCAAAGGGUGCUUGAUGGAGGAGCGAUGGGUAUUAUAUUCCCGCAUAUAAAUACGGCAGAGGAUGCCAAGAGGGCAGUUUCGACAACAAAGUUCCCCCCUCACGGCAAACGCUCCCUCACGGCAGCAGUACCCCAAUUUGAAUUUCAAAGAGUCGGUGCUAAGGAUGUAAUACAGCAGCUUGACAGUACAGGGUCAACUGUUUUCAUCAUGGUUGAAACUGUUGAAUGCCUCAAUAAUAUUGACGCAAUUGCCGCCAUGCAAGGCGUCGACGUCCUCCUGAUAGGCGCAAACGACCUGUCCCUAGAACUUGGUAUUCUAGGGGAAUGGGAGCACUGGAAGUUUCAAAAUGCCCUACAUAAAAUCGCAAACGCGGCGCAGAAAAGCGGAAAGAUACUUGGGGUGGCUGGCUUGUAUGCUCGUCCCGAUAUCUGCAAAAUGCUGGUGAGGGAGCAUGGGGCUAGAUUUGUGCUGGGGCAUCUUGACGUGGGCCUGUUAGCCAUGGCUAUGAAUAGAAAUGUUGAAUUGUUGAGAGAUAUGGAGAUGUAAUAAUACAUUCACAAGGCUUAAUGAAUGAAUAAUGUUGCCAAAUUACUACCA